This is a messenger RNA of Macaca mulatta (Rhesus monkey), 1755 nucleotides long. It is a transcript of the gene KRT39, whose product is annotated as keratin 39. Lineage: Eukaryota; Metazoa; Chordata; Mammalia; Primates; Cercopithecidae. Gene Ontology annotation, biological process: intermediate filament organization; epithelial cell differentiation. Gene Ontology annotation, cellular component: cytoskeleton. The record is from RefSeq and is a predicted model, not a curated record. Gene Ontology annotation, molecular function: structural molecule activity.
AGACUCCGUGGAGGUGGCUUGAGCUUUUCAUCCUGGUGACCACAGUCUUGGAAACCAACUAAAGCCGGACACAUACUAUGGAUACCAAGGGCUGCACAACAACCAAUUCUCCUUCAACCCCAAGUCAAAACUGCUCUAGGAUUACAAAUGUUAGUACCAUCUCUUCUAACAACUGCUGCCAUUCUGGUGGCCUUAAAGUCAAGAACUGUCAACCAGCUGGCCACACUCUCAGAACUACCCGGGACCAGGGCUGCCAACCCACUCCUUGCUUUUGUCGCAAGCCCAUCUACCUAAUAAACAACUUCAUCUUGCAUUCCUCUCUGGAUGACUGCAGCUGGUAUGGUGAAGGCAUCAACAGUAAUGAGAAGGAGACCAUGCAAAUCUUGAACGAGCGUCUUGCUAACUACCUGGAAAAGGUGCGAAUGCUAGAACGAGAGAAUGCUGAACUGGAAUCUAAAAUCCAGGAAGAGAAUAACAAAGAGCUCCCUGUUCUAUGUCCUGAUUACCUGUCUUAUUACACUACCAUUGAGGAACUCCAGCAGAAGAUCUUGUGUACCAAGGCUGAGAAUUCCAGACUGGUCUCGCAAAUUGACAACACCAAACUGACUGCAGAUGACUUGAGAGCCAAGUAUGAAGCUGAGGUGUCUCUCCGCCAGCUGGUAGAGGCAGAUGCCAAUGGCCUCAAGCAGAUCCUGAAUGUGCUGACCCUGGGCAAGGCCGACCUGGAGGCACAAGUCCAGUCUCUGAAAGAGGAGCUCCUUUGCCUCAAGAACAACCAUAAAGAGGAAAUCAAUUCUUUACAGUGUCAGCUUGGGGAGAGACUUCACAUUGAAGUGACUGCUGCCCCUUCUGUUGACCUAAACCAGGUUCUACAAGAAAUGAGAUGUCAAUAUGAGUCCAUCAUGGAGACAAACCGCAAAGAUGUGGAACAAUGGUUCAACACACAGAUAGAGGAGCUGAAUCAACAAGUGGUGACCAGCUCUCAACAGCAGCAAUGCUGCCAAAAGGAGAUCAUAGAACUGAGACGCACUGUGAACACUCUGGAGGUUGAACUGCAGGCCCAGCAUCGAAUGAGAGAUUCCCAAGAGUGCAUCCUGACGGAGACGGAGGCUCGCUACACAGCCCUGCUGACCCAGAUCCAGAGUCUGAUCGAUAACCUGGAGGCUCAGCUGGCAGAGAUUCGGUGUGCCCUGGAAAGACAGAACCAAGAAUACGAGAUCCUGCUGGACGUCAAGUCCCGGCUGGAGUGUGAGAUUACCACAUACCGCAGCCUUCUGGAGAGCUUGGAUGGCAAGCGUCCCUGUUACCCGUGUACCACCAAAUGUGAGCCUUCCCCCUGGACAUCUUAUAAGUCCGGAGCCAUGGAAUGCACGGCCCCAGCUUGCACAUCCUCAGCCCCCUGUGGCUUAAAGGAGCACUGCAGUGCCUAUGGACCCCUGUCCCGGAUACUGGUUAAAAUUUGCACCAUCACCAAGGAGAUUAAGGAUGGGAAGGUCAUUUCUUCUUACGAGCAUGUGCAGCCUUGUUUCAUCAUCAGACCUGCCAAAGUCUAACAUCCCAAGGUGAUGAAAAUGACCCACAUUUAUGAAAGAGAGGCCAAUACAUGCUCCUGCCAGAGAGGUUUAAGAAAACUCCCCAGUCCCUUAAGGUACUUAGUUUCUUACUACUAUAGCGGGUCCCCAUUGCUAAGUAGAAUAUCUUGUAUUCUGCUCCUUCCCUAGCUCACCACUGCUAACAUGAUAAUAAAUUACAUUU